CGCAUCCGGCGGUGGCAAAAAAAAGCUUUGCAAAAUAUUCAAGUACGUCGCUCAAUAACGAGCUCGUGAGAGCGCGUGCAGGUGUUUCCGCGUUAUGAUGGAAGAAGCUACCGUAUGUUUUGCGUUGAGAUUUAGAUAAAGUAUUUCAUUGUCCUUUUGGGAAUCGGUUUUCAUCGCAUCUCGGACUGCGCACCGUAUCAUUUUCAGAUGGACACGCCCAAAUUAAUCUCAAUCAAGGAGGCGAUGGAGUCACUAGAAGAGUCAGAAGCUGAAAAACAUCAGGACACAUGGCAGCAGUUUGAGUUUAUCCGCAGAGUUAAAGGAGAUGGGAAUUGUUUUUACAGGGCUCUCUGCUUUACACUUGUAGAAAGCUUGCUACACUGUGAAAGCGCCAUACAAAGAUUUCGGGACAAGCUGCUAAGAAGUCACCAAGUGCUCCUAACGGCAGGAUUUGAUGAAAAUGCUUUUAAAGGUUUACUCAACACUUUUCACAGUGUACUGGAGCGACUCGAAACAGAUGAUUGUGAAGAGACUCUGUUAAGCCUUUUUAAUGACCAGGCUACCUCAGACAGCAUGGUGCAGUACUUGAGGCUGCUCACUUCAGCACACCUACAGAGCCAUGCUGAUUUCUUCCAGCACUUUGUGGAGGCUCCAAAUUUAAAAGUUUACUGUGCUCACGAAGUAGAAGCCAUGGCGAUGGAAUGUGAUCAUGUGGAGAUCCUGGCUUUAUCUGAGGAGCUGGACAUUAGUCUGUGUAUUAUAUCAAUGGAGGGCAGUGAUGGCCACCUUACAUGCCACACCAUUCCUGAGGGAUCUCAGCCUUCCCUGUAUCUUCUCUAUAAGACAUCUCACUAUGAUAUUCUUUACAAGCACAGUGAACACUGCAAAUAAUGCUUGGACCAAACAGAAUGGAACCAGUUUUUGGAUGAUCCACAUCUCCUGCGAAGUGCAUAUUUCAUCAAAAAUAAUGCAAAGGACCAAUAACAGUUUUCAAACAUUUGUAUAUAAUUAGGUUUUACCCCACUGACCAUGAACAAGAAACUGUUCAGUUUUGGAGAUAAUGUUUUAGUACAAAAGCAGUACAGUACAAGACAGUUCAUGUAUCACUAAUGGAACAAAAGUGAUCUGUAAAUGGCCUUGGAUAUUUUGUAUGAAUGUUAAUUAUAUAAAUCACCAGUAUAGGCAUCACUA
This is a messenger RNA of Tachysurus vachellii, 1191 nucleotides long. RefSeq names its product ubiquitin thioesterase OTUB2-like. Gene Ontology annotation, molecular function: cysteine-type deubiquitinase activity; ubiquitin binding. The record is from RefSeq and is a predicted model, not a curated record. The transcript is spliced from 6 exons. The coding region runs from base 208 to 891 and encodes 227 amino acids. NCBI's taxonomy places the organism in Eukaryota, Metazoa, Chordata, Actinopteri, Siluriformes, Bagridae. Gene Ontology annotation, biological process: negative regulation of double-strand break repair; protein K48-linked deubiquitination. Gene Ontology annotation, cellular component: nucleus.